ACAAUGUACAUUGGCUUUUAAUUUUUGCGCAUUUCAAUUUAUCAUGGCCGGGUGAACAAGUGAGCGAGUGGACAAACAUUAAAACACGCCUGGCGAUUGCUGUUCGUUGCUGAAUGACCGCUGCCAAUCCAAUUAGUUGUGGACAGUGCAAACAAGCAGCGUCCAGCAGCUUCGUCGUCUAUACUCUCUCUCUUCGCUUCGCAUGUGGCUGCCGGGCAAUAAAAAUGAAAACAACAACAACGACAAAUAAUAAUGGCGGCAGCAGCAGCUACAGCAACAACGACAACAGCACAAGGCUCAGGAGGAAAAGAACCAGAGCGUGAGAAGAGAAGAGGAAGCAACUGAAAAUAUCUCUCAGCUGACGGUGUAACAAAGGCGAUAAACGAUUAACGAUUAACGAUUAAAGUGCGCAGCCAACGAUUAUCGCUGCAGUCCAAAAAUGUCGCUGCAGCAAAGCGUUCAACCAGGCAAAUGCCAAACGGAUGUCAAUAAGCGACAGCAGCAGCAGCAACAACAACAGAUGCAACAGCAGCAGGCACAACAACAACAACAACAGCAGCGACAGCGACAGUCAACGCAGCUGAUGCCGGUGAUGUUAAUGCUGCUGAUGCUGACGUUGCUCACGCGUCCAUUGAGCGCCUACUCGAACCUUAACAAGUCGAAGCACAUUUUCUCUGGUCUGUCGGAUACCAAACUGCACGAGAUCUAUCUCGACGACAAGGAGAUCAAGCUAAGCUGGAUGGUCGAUUGGUACAAGCAGGAGGUGCUCUUCCAUUUGCAGAACGCAUUCAACGAGCAGCAUCGUUGGUUCUAUUUGGGCUUCUCGAAGCGCGGCAGUCUCGCCGAUGCGGACAUUUGUUUCUUUGAGAAUCAGAAUGGCUUCUUCAAUGUGGUCACCGACACCUACACCAGUCCCGAUGGUCAUUGGGUGCGCAAGGAUUACCAGCAGGACUGCGAAGUCUUCAAAAUGGAUGAGUUCACCUUGGCUUUUAAGCGCAAAUUCGAUACCUGUGAUCCGCUCGAUCUGCGGCUUCAUGAGGGCACCAUGUAUGUGGUUUGGGCUCGUGGCGAAUCUGAGCUGGCCCUAGAGGAUCAUCAGUUUGCGCUGCCCAAUGUGACGGCACCGCAUGAGGCUGGUCUCAAGAUGUUGCAAUUGUUGCGUGCCGAUAAGAUUCUGAUACCCGAAAGCGACUUGAAUCAAAUCGAAAUCACAUUGGAGCAGGCUCCAGUUCCAGUGCGUGAAACAACGUAUUGGUGUCAUGUCCAGCGACUCGACGAUGUGACAAAGCAGCGACUGCACAUUGUGCAAUUCGAGCCAAUCAUUAAAACACCGGGCAUCGUCCAUCACAUGGAGGUCUUUCACUGCGAGACGGAUCCGCAUGUGGAGAUACCACUAUAUAACGGUGACUGCGAGCAGCUGCCCGCCGAGGCGAAAGUCUGCUCGAAGGUGAUGGCAUUGUGGGCCAUGGGGGCGAGCACAUUUACGUAUCCACCAGAGGCUGGCCUGCCAAUCGGUGGUGAUGGCUAUAAUCCCUAUGUGCGACUCGAGGUGCACUUCAAUAAUCCCGAACUCCAGACAGGUCUCGUGGAUAGCUCGGGCUUUCGCAUUAAAUUGUCAAAGACGCUGCGUCAAUACGACGCCGGCGUGAUGGAACUGGGCCUGGAAUAUACCGAUAAAAUGGCCAUACCACCAGGACAAACGGCCUUCCCGCUGAGCGGCUACUGUGUCGCCGAUUGCACACGGUCUGCGUUGCCGAGGACGGGCAUCAUCAUCUUUGGAUCGCAGCUGCACACGCAUUUGCGUGGCGUUCGCGUCCUCACGCGACACUUUCGCGGCGAACAGGAGUUGCGCGAGGUGAAUCGCGAUGAUUACUAUUCGAAUCAUUUCCAGGAAAUGCGCACGCUGCAUUACAAGCCACGCGUUUUGCCGGGCGACGCAUUGGUCACCACAUGCUAUUAUAAUACGCUUGCCGAUGCAAAUGCCACGCUUGGGGGAUUCUCCAUCAGCGAUGAGAUGUGCGUCAACUAUAUACACUACUAUCCGGCCACCAAGUUGGAGGUGUGCAAGAGUUCCGUUUCGGAGGAGACGCUUGAGAAUUAUUUCAUCUACAUGAAACGGAAGGAGCAUCAGCAUGGCAUCCACUUGAACGGGGCACGUUCGGUGAAUUAUCACAGCAUCGAGUGGACACAGCCGAGGAUUGACCAGCUGUAUACGAUGUACAUCCAGGAGCCGCUUAGCAUGCAAUGCAAUAGAUCGGAUGGCCAGAGGUUUGAGGGUCACAACUGGGAGGGCGUUGCGACGACGCCAGUGCAAAUCAAAAUACCCAUCCAUCGCAAAUUGUGCCCCAACUACAAUCCGCUCUGGCUGAAGCCAUUAGAGAAGGGCGAGUGCGAUUUGCUUGGCGAAUGCAUCUACUAGAAUGUGAAUUGGAAUCGGAAUCGGGAUGCGAAUGCGAAUGCAAGUGUGGCAAAUGCGAAUGCGAACUACGGAUUGCAAUUGUAAUGGAUUAGAUUGCAUUUGUGUUGUGGGUCACGAGACGGGGCGGGCAGAAAAUUAAAGGGGGUACACACACACACGCACACUGAGUUGUAACUGUGGAUUUACACGCUGUUUUUGCCGCUUCUGAUUUCCACUUUCUUGCUAUAUAUAUUUUUUUUUUGGUGUGUGGUGAAUUUGCUACGAAAGUGGAAACGUAGAAACUUGGCAAA
Drosophila albomicans is the source of this 2709-nucleotide messenger RNA. It is a transcript of the gene Tbh, whose product is annotated as tyramine beta-hydroxylase. The transcript is spliced from 8 exons. Gene Ontology annotation, biological process: norepinephrine biosynthetic process; octopamine biosynthetic process; dopamine catabolic process. The record is from RefSeq and is a predicted model, not a curated record. Gene Ontology annotation, cellular component: secretory granule membrane. Gene Ontology annotation, molecular function: dopamine beta-monooxygenase activity; copper ion binding. Bases 440 to 2419 code for a protein of 659 amino acids. Lineage: Eukaryota; Metazoa; Arthropoda; Insecta; Diptera; Drosophilidae.